AUGCAGUUCGAGAAAGUGAUCUACAAAGCUAAAAUCAUCCAAGAACGAUUCUUCUUUAUAAAUUCAUCGAAAUCCGAAGAGAAAUUAAUCCUCAAGGGCGUGACGGGAAUCGUCCUGCCGGGAGAAAUGCUCGCAAUGCUCGGCCCAUCCGGCAGCGGCAAGACGACGCUGCUCACCGCCCUCGGCGGCCGUCUCGGCGCCGCCGCCGCCGGAACCCUCUCCGGUACGGUCACCUACAACGGCAGGCCGUAUUCGAACGGGAUGAAGCGCAACACGGGGUUCGUCACGCAAGACGACAUUUUAUACCCACAUUUAACAGUAACCGAAACGCUCGUCUACACGGCCGUGUUGCGCCUUCCGAGGACUAUGCCGACGCCGGAGAAGGCGCAGCACGCCGAGGCGGUGCUCGCGCAGCUCGGCCUGGCGCGGUGCCGCCACAGCGUCAUCGGCGGCGGCCUGCUGAGAGGUGUCUCCGGUGGCGAGCGGAAGCGCGUCAGCAUCGCGCAAGAAAUGCUGAUCAAUCCGAGCCUCUUGUUCCUCGACGAGCCGACAUCGGGCCUCGACUCGACCACGGCGCAGAGGAUCGUCUCCACCAUGUCUGAGCUCUGUAAAGACAGCAGAACUGUUGUGAUGACGAUCCACCAGCCGUCGAGUCGGCUGUUCUAUAUGUUCCAUAAGGUCCUGCUCUUGUCGGAAGGGAAUCCUUUGUACUUUGGAAAGGGCUCCGGCGCGAUGGACUACUUCGCCGGAAUCGGAUUCUCGCCGUCGGUGGCUAUGAAUCCGGCGGACUUUCUGUUAGAUCUUGCAAACGGAGUUUCCGGCGAUGGCGAGUCUCCGGAAUUAGAUCCGGCCGAUGUUAAGCAGACAUUGGUGACGGCUUACCGGACACAUCUGUUGCGAAGUGUGGAAUCGGAGGUCGAAGGCUAUGACAGCCAGGCUAAACCAGGUUGUGCCGAUCGUCAUAAUCCCAAACUCUUUAAGGAAUGGCCUAUCACUUGGAUCGAACAAUUUUCUGUAUUGUUUAGGAGAGGAAUCAAAGAAAGGAAGCACGAAUCAUUUUCCUCCCUUAAAAUUGCUCAAGUUCUCGUCGUCGCCAUUGUCUCCGGGCUCUUAUGGUGGCAAUCUGAUGCCAGCCAUUUACAAGACCAGGUUGGGCUGUUCUUCUUCUACUCAGGAUUUUGGGGAUUCUAUCCAUUGUUCCAAGCAAUCUUCACAUUCCCUCAAGAACGUAUGAUGCUCGCGAAAGAACGCUCGUCGGGUAUGUAUCGACUCUCAUCCUACUUCAUGGCCCUCACCUUAGGUGACCUCCCCAUGGAGUUAGUCCUGCCCACCAUUUUCUUCACCAUAACCUACUGGAUGGCCGGCCUCAAGCCCCACGCCGGCGCAUUCCUCUCGGGCCUCUUCAUCCUCCUCUACAGCGUGCUGUGCUCUCAGGGGCUCGGCCUCGCCAUCGGGGCUGUAGUCAUGAACCAGAAAUCUGCCACGAUUCUUGGAUCGGUUAUCAUGCUGACUUUCCUCUUGGCCAGUGGAUAUUAUGUCCAGCAUGUCCCGAAAUUCAUUAGUUGGAUCAAGUUCUUGUCGAUUAGUCAGUAUACCUUUAAAUUGUUGCUUUCGUCGCAGUAUAGCCCUGGAGACACCUACCCUUGUGGCCCUGAUAGGACCUGCCUUGUGCGUGAUUUUCCGGCGAUCAAAGCUGUCGGGCUCGAUGAUCAGGCUGUGUGUGUCGUGGCGUUGGGGAUGAUGCUUGUUGGAUACAGGCUCGUCGCGUACGUCGCCCUCAUGCGACUCGGCGUCACCAAGAAGUGA
This is a messenger RNA of Andrographis paniculata, 1806 nucleotides long. RefSeq names its product ABC transporter G family member 9-like. Gene Ontology annotation, molecular function: ABC-type transporter activity; ATP hydrolysis activity; ATP binding. Gene Ontology annotation, cellular component: membrane. The record is from RefSeq and is a predicted model, not a curated record. Lineage: Eukaryota; Viridiplantae; Streptophyta; Magnoliopsida; Lamiales; Acanthaceae. The coding region runs from base 1 to 1806 and encodes 601 amino acids. The transcript is spliced from 3 exons.